Aureobasidium uvarum is the source of this 1233-nucleotide messenger RNA. NCBI's taxonomy places the organism in Eukaryota, Fungi, Ascomycota, Dothideomycetes, Dothideales, Saccotheciaceae. The record is from the annotation of a GenBank genome assembly.
AUGGCUUCACUACGACCAGCUUCCCGCCGAAUCCUCUCGUCCGCUGCACAUGCGCCCCGCCUACACACACGAUGCCUUGCCACGGCGGCAUCCGAUAUCACUCCCUCAUCGCCGAACACCACGAGAUCAACCNCCCGACGAGCCACAAAGUUCUCCGAUGUCCUGAAUAGUGGUCCAGCCUUUGGAGACUUUGUCUCUGGAAGAGAGGAGCCCUUGAGUCCCGAGGAAGCUCUGGAAUUGAAGACGGUUAUGGUUGGCCCCGCCGGCAAGAAGAAGCCUCACACGCGAUUGCCUGAAUGGCUCAAGACUCCUGUGCCCAGCAGCAACAACUUCAAGAAGAUCAAGAAUGACCUGCGUGGUCUGAACCUACACACUGUUUGCGAGGNNGAAGCACGUUGCCCCAACAUUUCCGACUGCUGGGGCGGCAACGACAAGUCUGCUGCUACCGCUACUAUCAUGCUUAUGGGCGACACAUGUACUCGUGGAUGCCGAUUUUGUUCCGUCAAGACAAGCCGAAAGCCUCCGCCGCUAGAUGUCCACGAGCCCGAGAACACCGCCGAGGCCCUGUCGCGAUGGGGUCUUGGCUACGUUGUCUUGACCUCCGUCGACCGUGACGAUCUCGCAGACGGUGGUGCACACCACUUUGCCAGCACCAUCAUCAAGAUCAAGCAGAAGGCACCCACCAUGCUUGUUGAGGCUCUGACCGGUGAUUACGCCGGUGACCUGGAAAUGGUCAAGGUGGUUGCCCAGAGUGGUCUGGAUGUCUACGCCCACAACAUGGAAACUGUUGAAGACUUGACACCCUUUGUCCGUGACCCUCGCGCAAAAUUCCGCCAGUCGCUUGAAGUUCUCAAGGCUGCGAAGGAGGCCAAGGAGGGCUUGAUCACAAAGACCAGUUUGAUGUUGGGACUCGGCGAGACCGAGGAUCAGCUCUGGGCAACACUCAAGGAACUCCGCAAAAUCGACGUCGACGUUGUCACUUUCGGCCAGUACAUGCGCCCUACCAAGCGCCACAUGAAGGUCGAGGAAUAUGUCUCGCCCGAAAAGUUCGAGCUCUGGAGACAACGCGCCCUCGACAUGGGCUUCCUCUACUGCGCCAGUGGCCCCCUGGUCCGCAGCUCAUACAAAGCCGGUGAAGCAUUCAUCGAGAAUGUCAUCAAGAAGCGCGCCAAGAAGAACCAACUCGCCAUGGCCGAGGAUGCAGGCGACUUCAAGCCUCUGAACGCUGCAUAG